AGCUAACACAUGCUAACACAUGCUAACACAUGCUAACACAUGCUGACAUCAGAGCCACGGUGUGUUCUGUCACCGCGCGGGGCUGCGGCUGAUGACGUCAUGCAGGCUGCAGGUAGUCGGUUCUGUUCCGGCUCUGCUCACCUGUCAGCAGGUGACACAUGAUGCUGAAAAACAUCUGGAGCGGCGACAAAGCUAACGGAGCUAACAGCUAACAGUCCGGUUAUUAAUGUCGCUCGUUCUGCUUCCUGUUCUGAUUUUUGUUUGCCGGAAGAAGAAUUACUAACCGUCCACAGAAACCUGUCAGAGUGAGCCCUCCCUCCUCUUCCUCCUCCUCCUCCUCUCUCUGUGUCUCAUAGUAACGGUCACCUGCAGAAACACACCGGGACUCACGGAGCUCACACCGACCGACACACGGACCCCCUGCCCGCCUCCAGGACACCGACCCCCCGCUGCGCCGCCCCGCCGCCCGCCUCUCAUCAAACCCGAUCAAUCGAUACCGGGAUCGAUCGCCUCUGAUGUCCGUCACUGUGGAUCAGAACCGGCGCGUGGCCUGCGGCGGGAUCAGAGGCACCGGAGCAGCCAACGAUGACAUCAGCGCGUGAGAGACCCGAUCCUCCCCGCGUGAGCUGAUCGAUCAUUUUAUCAGGUGUUCCAGUGCUCCCAGUGCUCCCAGUCUGGUCCAGGAUGCUGCCGGCCUCCAUCCAGAUCACGGGGGAGCUGCUGUCGGCGGCGGAGGUUCAGGACAUCUGCGAGAGCCUGAAGGAGGACAGCGUGCGGCUGCUGUCUGUCCGCGGCUGCCAGCUCUCUGACCGCGACUUCGGCCGCGUCUGCCGCAGUGUCGCAGAGUCGCACUCGCUUGCUCAGCUCAACCUGAACCUGGGCGUGGUCUCCAGCAUCAGCCGGACGCGACACCUGGCGGACGCCCUGAAAACCAACCGCUCACUGCAGACGCUGUUUCUCCAUGGCAGCCCGCUGCUGGACGCCGGCCUGGUGACCUUGAACUCGGCCCUGUCGACCCACCCGGCGCUGGUCUGUCUGGAUCUGGGAGACUGCAUGCUGGGAGACGAGGCGCUCGGUCUGAUCUGUGGGAUGCUGCCGCCCGACGGAGCAAAGUCAGGUCUCAGGGAGCUGACUCUGAGCGCUAACCCAGGAAUCAGCUCCAAAGGUUGGGCUCGCCUUGCCAUCGCUGUGGCUCACAGCUCACAGCUCAGAGUGCUCAACCUGGACUACAACCCACUGGGUGAUCAGAUUGCGGGGAUGUUGGCGGUUGCUGUGGCGUCCAGCAGAACUCUGGAGGUUCUGGACCUGGAAGGAACUGGACUGUCUAACCAAUCAGCACAGGUGUUCCUGGACAUGGUGGAGAACUACCCAACCAGUCUGCGGGUCCUGGUCCUGGCGGAGAACGACAUCAGUCCGGAGCUGCAGCAGCAGAUCUGCGACCUGCUGUCUGAAGGAGAGGACGAAGAUGACAGAGAGGCCCCGCCCCUACAGCCAGGCCGCGCCUCCAGCAGCGCCCUGCUGCCGAUCAGAGACAAGUACCAGCCAAUCAGAGACAAGUACCAGCCAAUCAGAGACAAGUACCAGCCCCCCGCCUGGCUCCCCCACAGCAACUCCAGCCCCCAGAUGGUCUUGCUGACAUCAGGUCUAGGUGAGAGCUUAUUGGCUGAGACUGAGAUGUGACCCCUCCCACUCGCACACACACACCCACACACAUGCACACACACACACACCCACACACACGCACACACACUUCCUGUUAAACCUUCACUUUGUUUGGUUUGAAUGUUUGUUUCUCUGCACUGCACUUCUCUGUCAGAUCACCUGAUGGCUAACAGCCAAUCACAUGCUCUGCAUGGUUUGAUGUAGCACCUGUCUAUACACACACACGCACACACACACACACACACAUAUACAGAUGAGUGGCAGCACAAAACUUUAUUAACACACACCAAGUGUCUUACAGACAGACAGGUGUUAGUUCAGUGUGUUUCUGAUGAAUGUAGUUCUGCUCUGUUGGUUCCUUCUGCUGCUCUGAUGUCACAAUUAUUAAACUGUUUACAGCUUCGUAA
This is a messenger RNA of Epinephelus lanceolatus (giant grouper), 2069 nucleotides long. The record is from RefSeq and is a predicted model, not a curated record. Lineage: Eukaryota; Metazoa; Chordata; Actinopteri; Perciformes; Serranidae.